Messenger RNA from Rhipicephalus microplus (southern cattle tick), 2945 nucleotides. RefSeq names its product malate dehydrogenase 1 (gene Mdh1). The record is from RefSeq and is a predicted model, not a curated record. Gene Ontology annotation, biological process: malate metabolic process. Lineage: Eukaryota; Metazoa; Arthropoda; Arachnida; Ixodida; Ixodidae. Gene Ontology annotation, molecular function: L-malate dehydrogenase (NAD+) activity.
GCCAAGCCGAGCUAAACUGCAGACGAACGGCGAUCCACUUUGAGGACAAGUUUCGGUCGGUGUUCUUUGCGGUCGUCCCAGAGAGUGGAGGGAGGCGCUCUUUCUCGUUUCGCUCGUCUUUCGUAAACGCCGAGAACAUGUCUAAGGAACCUGUUCGAGUGCUGGUGACUGGCGCAGCAGGCCAGAUUGCCUACUCGCUGGUGCCCAUCAUAGCCAAGGGCCAGGUGUUUGGGUGUGACCAGCCUGUUAUUCUACACCUGCUGGAUAUACCGAUGAUGAUGGGUGUUCUCAACGGUGUCGUCAUGGAGCUCGUCGAUUGUGCCUUCCCUCUCCUGAAAGACGUGGUGGCCACGGACAACGAGAAGGUUGCCUUUGCGGGCAUCGACGUGGCUUUCCUGGUUGGCUCGAUGCCCCGCAGGGAGGGCAUGGAGCGCAAGGACCUGCUAGCCGCUAACGUCAAGAUCUUCAAGAGCCAGGGAAGCGCCCUCGAUCAGUACGCCAAGAAAUCUGUCAAGGUGCUGGUGGUGGGCAACCCUGCAAACACGAAUGCCCUGAUCUGCUCCAAGUAUGCGCCGUCCAUCCCCAAGGAGAACUUCUCGGCCAUGACACGUCUCGACCACAACAGGGCCAAGGGACAGAUUGCCCAGAAGUUGAAGGUGUCGGCCGCGGACGUGCGCAACGUCAUCAUCUGGGGCAACCACUCGUCCACUCAGUUUCCUGAUGCCAGCCAUGCCUCUGUGACCCUGAAUGGCCAGAGCGUCAAGGUCCCGGACGCCAUCAAGGAUGAGGCCUACUUCCAGGGUGAAUUCCUCACUACUGUACAGAAGCGUGGGGCAGCAGUGAUCGCGGCACGCAAACUCUCCAGUGCCAUGUCGGCUGCAAAGGCGGCAGCUGACCACGUGCACGACUGGUGGCAUGGCACACCGGAGGGCGAGUGGGUAUCCAUGGCGGUGAUGAGCGAUGCCUCGUACGGCUCGCCAUCCGACGUGGUUUUCAGCUACCCUGUCAAGAUCGAUGCCCAGCGGCGCUGGCACAUUGUGGCUGGACUGCCCAUGUCGGACUUUGCCCGGCAGAAGAUUGAUGCCACAGGCAAGGAGCUGGUCCAGGAGCGUGACGACGCCCUGGCCGUCUGUAAGGAUUGACGGGACGCGCCGUCUGCAGCCAAGCUCUGAGAACCCCACCCCACCCUCUAUUCUCAUUCACAACCUCAAGUCUCGCCCAUUGCCUCUCAGAAGCAUAAUAGACUCGUCGUUCCUAGCCCUUUCAUCUUUCUAUCAGCCGCCCAAGAAAGCAAAUAUUGAUUAAAAAAGAAGCUCCAAAAUUCUCUAUUAGUUAAGUACAAGGUGAGAGUAAAUUUCAUUGAAUAUGAACGAAAGGAAGCAUAGAAAAAGUCAAAGUAACACACAGGUGCCAUCAAUACAAGCAAAACAGGUGUGGUCUGUUGUCAUGGCAAUCUUGUGAAUAAUCAGGUGGUUCUCUUCAAGUAGAUGAAUGGAGAGCACUGAUUGGCCAAUGCUCAGUGUUACGUGCAGUACCUGUGUCGCUCAUCAAUCACUGCAUCCAGCAUAGUCGUCACGAUACAUCUUUAGUGUGAGCCUUGUAUCAUGUGUUACAGUUCCAACAUAUUGCUCUAGACACUGUGGCUGUUAAACUGUCUUGAAUCAAGUUGCCCAAAUUUCUCAUAGUGACUGUACGCUUUGCAGUGUCGUUUUUUCUGCAUGACAGCAGUGAAUUUCCUUCACACUGUCUGGAGAGGCAAUCAGCGAGACUGUAGGGGUUGUACCUUUCCAGUUUUCUUUUUCUUCUUAUAGAUACUGUCCACAACUGUAGCAACGAUGUGAUUUCGUUUCUAGCAAGUACCUGACACUAUCAAAUGAACCAAGGUCCAGCAGGCCACAUAGCUUGUAUGAUCAGCCGUGUCCCUGAUUAAGAUCAGAUUGCAAAAGCAACUUGAAAUAGGAAACCUCCAGCUCAAGACGUGCCUAACUGAUUGGUUUGCACCUCUCUUUGUGUUUGCCUUGCUGCUUGAAUUCGCUCGAAGGACCUCUCACUUCGAUUUGUGGUGAUUGGUAGCAGGAAAAGACACAGCUCCUUCAUUUUAAAACAAUUAUAGUAGUCUGUGUGGCUUGGAGUGUUUUAGGAAGUAAGAUAACAGCUUAGCACUGUGCGUUAUAAAAAAGAGGCUCUUACAUCGAAGGUGUUUUCAUAACAGCGUAUUCACACAAAUACUUUGCUGUGUUGCUAACAGGUCAAAUUAUCUUCUGACCAACCUAGGUCUUUUGACUUGAAAGUAUUUCUUUUCUUCAAUUGGUGUGAACACUUUUUUUUUCCAUGCACAACUCUUUAUACUUUCACUUUCAUGGCUGUAGACGGAUCCGAACAAAUUGAAGGCUUAUUGAAUAGCCAAACAAGAGUACAUAAUAAAGAUUACUAAUUGCUGGUUGCGGUAAAAUAACGGCUCACUAACUUAAGGUGUUUGGUUUGCGGUGACAACACAAACUAUCUGUAGACUACAUGUAUGCUUACAAUGGAAGGUUCACGAGUGAAUGGGUGUUGCUUCACGUCAAAUAGGAGUGACCUGCUAAGUGCAUAUGUUUAAGCAACGAACUUGUGUUCAGUAUUGUUCAUUGAAUGAACUUAUGCAAGACUGAUCCUUGUUCAGCAUCCUCAAAUGUUGCAGGACUUCCGUUUCUGAACCAAAGAACAACAUUAGGCUUUUUAAAUAUUGUGUAUUGUGACACCCAGCACAAGUUAUAUUUCCAUGAGAAGCACCGCAUGGUUACUUGCAAUUACGAUGACUUUACAAUUGUAAACGGUUGAAAAUUUCAUUUGCCCAUUUGAAGCCGUGUUCACGUGUAUUCACUUUCAACAUGCUUUUUGUGGAAUGCUGCGUAGGUAUACUGAUUUCUUUAAUAAAGCUUUGCUUGGGGGUGUCGGAGAAAUCA